This is a messenger RNA of Vigna radiata var. radiata (mung bean), 1523 nucleotides long. Its product is annotated as probable leucine-rich repeat receptor-like protein kinase At1g35710. Bases 45 to 1244 code for a protein of 399 amino acids. The record is from RefSeq and is a predicted model, not a curated record. Lineage: Eukaryota; Viridiplantae; Streptophyta; Magnoliopsida; Fabales; Fabaceae. The transcript is spliced from 11 exons. Gene Ontology annotation, molecular function: protein binding.
AUCAAAACUUGAGUGCCGACGCCAAGGUGUGUAUUGUUGGAUGGAUGUUCAGAUUCCAACAUGAUACCGCGUUCGCUCACUCUCAACUUCAAUUGAUCAAUCACCAAAAUCCUUUUCUCUCCUUUGCAAAAUCUGAAUCAACAACACACAGCAAAACAUCUCACUCAACCACACCAACAACACUUCAGAUCUACGAUUCCAAUCCCACGACACAAAAAGAUAAACAAAAACCGAUUUCUCCAAGCGCCCUCAAUAUGGCGCCCACACCCUUCACUUCAUUACCCUUCGUCUUCGUUACCCUUCUGUCAAUUCUCCACCUUUCGCACUGCAAGACCCUAAAGCGUGACGUCAAGGCUUUGAACGAGAUCAAGGCUUCUCUUGGGUGGAGAGUGGUGUAUGCGUGGGUCGGUGAUGACCCUUGCGGUGAUGGGGAUCUUCCUCCUUGGUCUGGUGUCACGUGUUCCACUGUCGGUGAUUAUCGUGUCGUGACCGAGCUUGAGGUGUAUGCGGUGUCGAUUGUCGGACCUUUUCCUACUGCUGUAACCAGCUUACUGGAUCUUACACGGCUUGAUCUUCACAAUAACAAGUUGACAGGGCCUAUUCCUCCUCAAAUUGGACGGUUGAAGCGUCUUAAAAUACUAAAUUUGAGGUGGAACAAACUACAGGAUGCAAUUCCUCCAGAAAUUGGUCAGCUCAAAAGUUUAACACAUCUGUACCUAAGCUUCAACAAUUUCAAGGGAGAAAUUCCCAAGGAGCUAGCAAAUCUGCCAGACCUUCGCUAUCUUCAUCUCCAUGAAAAUCGUUUAACCGGAAGAAUACCACCAGAAUUGGGCACUCUACAAAACCUUCGGCACUUGGAUGCUGGUAACAAUCAUUUGGUGGGUACCUUAAGGGAACUCAUUCGUAUUGAAGGUUGCUUUCCAGCCCUACGCAAUCUAUAUCUAAACAAUAAUUAUUUUACUGGAGGAGUACCUGCACAACUUGCUAACUUAACCAGUCUUGAAAUAUUGUACCUAUCCUACAACAAAAUGUCAGGAGUUAUACCAUCUAGCAUUGCUCAUAUUCCUAAAUUGACAUACUUGUACUUGGAUCACAAUCAGUUUUCAGGGAGAAUUCCUGAUCCCUUUUAUAAGCAUCUAUUUUUGAAAGAAAUGUACCUCGAAGGAAAUGCAUUCCGGCCUGGUGUCAACCCCAUUGGUUUUCAUAAAGUGCUUGAAGUUUCUGAUUCAGACUUCCUUGCUUAAUAAAAGCUCUAAAUACUUAUAAUUUUUCAGGAACUGUACUUGUAUAAUUAUUGAAAAAAUCUUGUUCCUCUAAUUACCUUAAUGAAAUACCCACAUAGGUAAUUCAAUUUUGUCUAAUCUGUCUUGUGGUAAUAAACAGUCUUUUGUAGUUUACUAUUUAAGAGCUUUCCACGUUUCCAACAAGUUGUAAUAUAUAGUCAUGAACUCUUGUAAUCAGCUUCAAAAUUGAAGAAUGAUAUUGCAUAUUUUUUCAGUAAAAGAAUAUUACUAUACGAAAAA